This is a messenger RNA of Haemorhous mexicanus (house finch), 713 nucleotides long. RefSeq names its product mitochondrial ribosomal protein L35 (gene MRPL35). The transcript is spliced from 4 exons. The record is from RefSeq and is a predicted model, not a curated record. NCBI's taxonomy places the organism in Eukaryota, Metazoa, Chordata, Aves, Passeriformes, Fringillidae. Gene Ontology annotation, cellular component: mitochondrion; ribosome. Gene Ontology annotation, biological process: translation. Gene Ontology annotation, molecular function: structural constituent of ribosome. The coding region runs from base 17 to 556 and encodes 179 amino acids.
CCGGCGCAGCGUGGCCAUGGCGGCGGCGGCGGCGGCCCGCGGGGCCCUGGCGGGGAUCCUGCGGCGCUGGGCCCCCCGCGCGCUCCCGCUCGGCGGCCCCUGCGCCCGGUGCAUCGGGCACGGACCGGCCCCGGCCCUGGCCCCGGCCCCUGCUCCGCUCUGGACCCCGCGGCUGCUCGGCGACAACCGGACCCGGGCAGGGGCCCCCUCGGUGCUCAGCAGUGUCACACCUCUACUUCCAAGUUUACUCCAGCAACCAGCGAAGAGCCUCACCUACUGCAGCCUACGGAAAGGAAAGAGGAAAAGUGUGAAAGCUGUGGUCAAAAGGUUCCUCCGGCUGCACAACGGCCUCUGGGUUAGGAGAAAGUCUGGUUAUAAGAAGAAGCUGUGGAAGAAGUCAGCUGCCCAGAAGAAGCGUUUGAGGGAGUUGGUGUUGUGCACCAGGACACAGUGUAAGCUCCUGGAUAAAAUGACCACUUCCUUCUGGAAAAGAAGGACCUGGUACGUUGAUGACCCCUACCAGAAGUACCACGACCGCACAAACCUUCGUGUGUAGAAAUCUUGGCUUUGCCCAUCUCUGGAAAGGGGCAGUGGUCAUGUGGCAUGGUCUGGGUUUUGGAACGUCUGUAAUGCCUUUUUUAAAUAAACAUGUGCAUAUCAUCUGAACAGAAUUAUGGGAAUCAAUGCCCGCAAUAAAGGAAUACUCGAAUUUA